ACGUUCGUUGCGCGCCUGUUAUUUGUAAACAGGGUGAUCUGUUAUCAAUCUGCUAUGGAGCCGAAAUUGAAAAUGCUUUUAGUUUAUAUUCUUUAGUUCUUCCCCAGUGUGUUAGUGCAUUUACUUUCGCUAGUUCCUGAUUUAGACGUCUACAAUGGCUCCUUCUCUCCAUUUGAUAGAAUUGGACAACUUCAAGUCCUACAGAGGCAAGCUCACUGUGGGACCUCUGAAGAAUUUUACCGCCGUCAUUGGUCCCAAUGGAUCCGGUAAAUCAAAUUUUAUGGAUGCCGUCAGUUUUGUUAUGGGAGAGAAAACCUCAGCAUUGCGUGUGAAACGAUUAAGUGAUCUCAUCCAUGGUGCUUCUGUUGAGCAGCCAAUUGCACGAAGUGCCAGUGUCACAGCUGUUUUUAAGUUAGACGAUGGAAGAGAGAAAAGAUUCACUCGCUCUGUUCAAGGGUCAUCAUCAGAUUGCAAGAUUGACAGAGAGCCUGUGACCACUCAAGAAUAUUUGGCCGAACUUGAAAAACUCGGAAUCAAUGUCAAAGCCAAGAACUUUUUGGUUUUUCAAGGAGCAGUUGAAUCUAUUGCCAUGAAAAAUCCAAAAGAAAGAACCGCUCUGUUUGAAGAAAUCAGUGGUUCUGGUGCUCUGAAAGAAGACUAUGACAAAUUGAAGAAAGAAAUGAUGAAGGCAGAAGAAGAAACAAAUUUAUCAUAUCUGAAGAAGAGAGGUGUUGCUGCAGAGCGGAAGGAAGCCAAGCUCGAGAAAGACGAAGCGGAAAAAUACCAGAAGUUAAAGGAUGCUUUGGUGGACAAAGAAAUUGAGUAUCAACUGUUCCGUUUGUAUCACAAUGAGAAUGACAUUCGCCACUAUGAGGCUGAAUUAGAGAAGAAGAAACGUGAAGUGGAAAAAGUUGAAAAACGGAAAGAAAAAGCUGAAGAAAUCCUUAAAGAAAAGAAAAAAGAACAAGGCAAAGCAAAUCGAGAACUAGCUAAAACCGAACAGGAAAUUCGUGAAAUGGAAGUUCAAAUAAACAAGAAACGUCCAGCAUUCAUUAAAUCAAAGGAGCGUGUGUCUCAUAUUCAGAAGAAACUGAACAGUGCUAACAAAUCCUUAGAAGAGUCCAGAUUAGCCCAUCAAGCUCAUGAGAAAGAUAUUGCUGAACUGGAGCGUGAAUUACAUGAAGUUGAAGCUCAGAAACAAGAAUACGAACGACAAAUAGAGGGUGAAUCCAUGUCUCAAGGGAGAGAUGUCCACUUGGAAGAUGCUCAGGUUGCGGAAUACAAUCGCUUAAAAGUAGAAGCUCAAAAGCAGUCUGCUCGUAUUUUGCAAGAACUAGAUUCCAUCAAUCGGGAGCAAAAAGCAGAACAAGACAAACUGGACAAUGAAUUGAGAGCAAAAUCAGAUUUGGCCAACAAAAUAAAACAAAAAGGUCAUGAGAAAGAUGAGGCUCAGAAGAGAAUUGACAAACUUACAGAACACAUCAGAUCAAGUGAGCAGGCUUUAAAUGAGCAAAAGAGAUUGGAGCAAGAUCUAAAAUCUGACGUUGGCUCAUCCAAAAACAAAGUGCAAACAUUACAAAAAGAAUUAGAAAAUGUGAUAGAGCAACUAGGUGAUGCAAGAGUGGACAAACAGGAGGAUUCUCGACGAAAGAAACGACAAGAGCUUGUAGAAAAUUUGAAAAGAAGCUAUGAUGGAGUGUACGAUAGAUUGAUCAAUAUGACUCAGCCCAUCCACAAAAGGUAUAAUGUUGCUGUGACGAAAGUCUUGGGCAAAUACAUGGAGGCUAUUGUUGUCGAUUCUGAAGUUACUGCUCGUAAAUGCAUUCAAUACCUAAAAGAGCACAUGUUGGAGCCCGAAACAUUUCUGCCCAUCGAUUAUCUUCAAACAAAACCUCUCAAAGAAAGGCUGAGGAACAUCAAGGAUCCUAAACAUGUCAGACUUCUCUUCGAUGUUCUUAGCUUUGAGCCCCCGGACAUUCAGCGGGUUGUUUUGUUUGCGACAAAUAAUGCUCUAGUUUGUGAAACCCCUGAAGAUGCAAUGAGAGUCGCUUAUGAAUUAGACAAAACACACCGGCAUGACUGUGUAGCUCUGGAUGGUACUUUUUAUCAGAAAUCUGGUAUCAUGUCUGGAGGUAGUUUAGAUCUUGCCCGUAAGGCCAAGAGAUGGGACGAAAAACAGCUUUCCAAUUUAAAGCAGUCAAAAGAAAAAAUAUCCGAUGAGUUGCGUGAAGCAAUGAAAAAAUCAAGGAAAGAGUCUGAACUGAACACGGUUGAAUCCCAAAUUAAAGGUCUCGAAGUCCGAUUGAAGUAUUCAAUAACUGACAAAGAAAAAACGCUUAGUCAAAUUAAGAAUUUAGAUAACCAACUUACGGAUCUUAAAGAUAAGCUGGAUAGUUUUGGACCAAGUAUAACCCAGAUAGAGCAUUCAAUGCGUGAGAGGGAUCAGAAAAUUCAAGACAUGAAGGAAAAAAUGAAUCGCGUUGAAGAUGACAUUUUUGCUGAUUUCUGUCAGCAAGUUGGGAUCGCGAAUAUUCGGCAGUACGAAGAGAGGGAGCUACGAUCCCAGCAGGAACGUGCAAAGAAACGUCUUGAAUUUGAAAAUCAUAUCAGCAGAAUCAAGAAUCAACUUGACUUUGAAAAUACCAAGGACUUGAAAACAAAUGUCUUGCGAUGGGAAAGAGCUGUUCAUGAUGAUGAAAAUGAUUAUGAAAAAGCAAAACAGGCAGAACAGAAGCAAAUGGCGGAUAUUGAAAAAGACAUGAAAGAAGUCGAAGCCUUGAAAGCUACCAAGCUGACAAAGAAACAGACCGUUGAUGCAAUGGAAGAGGAAAUCGGCAAGGCCCGUCGAGAAGUUGGAGCCAUCGCCAAGGAUGUACAAGCAGCCACAAAGGGCGUUACACAGAUCGAGUCAAAACUUGAAGUGAAAAAGAAUGAGAGGCAUAAUAUUCUUAUGCACUGUAAGAUGGAAGAUAUUACACUUCCAAUGGAAAGAGGUCACAUGGACGAUAUUGCUCAGGACACCGAAGGUCAAGAUAGUUCUCAGACUAGUGAUAGACUCAGCCAACUUCAAUACGACAAAGAAUCAAGAAUCGUCAUAGAUUAUUCUGGCUUACGACUAGAUUUAAAAGAACUGGAUGAUGCGGACGAUGUGAAGAAAAUGGAUAAUAAAUUAUCAAAAAUCAUCAACGAGCAGGCUCAAAUGUUGCAAAAGAUUCAGGCACCCAAUCUGCGCGCUAUGCAAAAAUUGGAAGCCGCAAGAGAGAAACUUGUAGAAACAAAUGAAGAAUUCGAGACGGCUCGCAAACGAGCAAAGAAAGCAAAGCAGAGUUUUGAGCGUGUCAAGAAAGAAAGGCAUGAUAAAUUCAUGGCUUGCUUCGAACAUGUCUCUAAUGAGAUUGACAGCAUUUACAAGGCUCUAGCUAUGAAUCAGUCUGCCCAAGCCUUUUUGGGUCCAGAAAACCCAGAAGAGCCUUACUUGGAUGGAAUCAACUACAAUUGUGUAGCCCCUGGUAAACGAUUUCAACCCAUGUCUAAUUUAUCUGGAGGAGAAAAAACAGUUGCUGCUCUCGCGUUACUUUUUGCCAUCCACAGUUUCCAGCCAGCACCAUUCUUCGUCCUUGAUGAGAUAGAUGCUGCUCUUGACAAUACCAAUAUCAGUAAGGUGGCCUCAUACAUUCAUCUGAAAACAUCAUCACUGCAAACAAUUGUGAUCUCUCUGAAAGAGGAAUUCUUCAGCCAUGCUGAUGCCUUAGUUGGAAUUUGUCCUGACGCGGGUCAAUGUCUCAUCAGUAAAGUUCUCACAUUAGAUCUAUCCGAGUUUCCAAAGCACUGGGAAAAUGGAACAUAGUCGCUGAAGCGGCAUGAGCACAUCUAUUUUGUUUUUUCAUUUUCUCUUUUUUUUUUCAAAUUAUUUUUUCUAAGGCAGGUUUCCUGGUUAGUAUCACUUUUAUUUAGUCAAUAGAUGUGAAAAAACACAAAUUAUUCACUUUUUAAGGUUGAGAUUUUAUGAAAGUUAGAAUUCCAUUUCCAUGUUAUAGUUAUGUUUUACUGUAGUCAAUCCUUCGUCCUCUGUCUGUGGUAUUGACCAAUGAUUCUCUAAUCCUUUUUACUAUGCUAAUACUUGAAACUACAAAGCUUGUCAACAGUAACUUUCUCCUCUCUUUUUCUUUUAUCUAUUUUCUUUGCAUGUACAUUUCCUAUUCUUCAUAAAAAAAUAUUUUUAGCAGAAGGAGAAAAAAAUAAUUUCUUCAUUGUAAAAAAGUCUUUAAUGUUUUAGUAUUUUUAUUGCUAUGAAUAAAUUUAAAAUUUUGUACUUAAUGUGCAUUCAUUGAAAUCUUUAACAGAGUGUAAUUACCUUCUUCAGUAUUUUUAAUGUUCAUAAAAGUCAAUACGAACACGUAUUCAAGUAUAAAUGAAAUUGUAGACUCCCACCACCACCAUUAUCACGCCUCCUCACAAAAAAUCGACAGUUUUUAUCCAUGUAUUCACUAAAAGUGAAUUUACCAAAAAUUAACACUUUGCCUCAAUUCUUUGAUGACAUUAAGCAAAUUAUCCUCUCCCUCCAGUGUGAUGUAAUUUAUGAACGGCCAUGGAAUACACAAAAUGAACUACAAGCAAAAAUUUUAAAAUCAGUUUUGCAGAGAAAUAUAUUCAAGCCUGGCGCAUUUAUAUGGAACUAACAAACAAUUCCACACACUGUCCACUUAAAAAUCAAAAUGAAUUUAUCUCAAGGACUUCCUCAGUCUCAUUACUAUUAUUCCAUCAUAAAUUGAAAAAUUGCAGUUGACAGCUGAUAAAAUGACAAAAAAUAAUAUUACACCAAAAUAAAUUUUUAAAAAUUCCACAAUUUAUUGCAAUAGUUGAGACAAGCAGUAAAGAGUAGAAAAUGCACGAGCCUUAAAAUUAGAGGCAGAGUUAUGACAAAACAUCAAGGAAUCAAAGAAGAUUUGAGUAUUGAGAAAUUUGAGUGUAACAAGUAGUUAUGUUGACUUAAUAUCGAAAGUUUGUAUGAGCCCAGGAGAGUAAUGGAGGUCAAGCGAAUACAAAUUAAUAAUUUCAGAACCAAAUAGUUGGUAAAAUGUUACAUAAGACUAAUUUUGCUCGACU
This is a messenger RNA of Bemisia tabaci, 5106 nucleotides long. It is a transcript of the gene SMC1, whose product is annotated as structural maintenance of chromosomes 1. Lineage: Eukaryota; Metazoa; Arthropoda; Insecta; Hemiptera; Aleyrodidae. Gene Ontology annotation, molecular function: ATP binding; ATP hydrolysis activity; DNA binding. Gene Ontology annotation, cellular component: cohesin complex; nucleus; chromosome. The record is from RefSeq and is a predicted model, not a curated record. Gene Ontology annotation, biological process: sister chromatid cohesion.